GUGGUGUGACGUUGACCCGGUCUAGGACGCGUUCAGCGCGACUCACUGAAACAGCGAUCAAGUGACUUGAUGUGGGUCAGCUUACAAGCUCAACGGCGGCCUGGAGGGGCACUGCAUUCUUGACCUGUCUUCAAUCAUGCCCGUCACUCUGUCCAGCCCCCUCUCGUUGUAUUCCAUACCCGUAGUCUGGUUCAUUGCGUUCGUCAACGCGCCCCUGCGUACGUCGUACAUUACGAAGGUUGCGGGGCGGUUCAACAAUGCAGACCCUAGAGGCAAUGUGAAGCGUCUGCUGGAAAAGAAUCCAGAAGCAGGUGCCCGGGCGGCAAGGAUGGAGGCUGCGAAUGCCAACGGAAACGAAAUCUUACCUCUGUGGGCCGCGGCAGUGCUCGCCGGGAACUAUGCGGGACUUGAGAACAAGACGCUGAACGUCUGCUCAGCCGCUUUCAUCGCCCUCCGAGCCUUGUAUAACUAUAUAUACGUCAAUCAGAAGACCCACUCUCAGGGCAAUCUCCGGACGAUUACCUGGUUUGCCGGUGUUUUCAUACCCCUCGGACUGUUGAUCAAGGCUGCUAACAAAGUUCUCGCGGGCGACCUCUAAGUGUAGGCGUGGCGUCUUAAUUUGGACUGAUUGUAUACCGCGCUCUGCGAAUCCAGCAUGAUCCUGCUGGCCCAUGUAAGCUUGCACCUCUAGGCCUUAUCCAACAUCACCGCAGCCUGCCUCAGCACGCCCCUCGUCUCCUCAUACGUCGCCAUCUUUAGCGCUUCCUCGAAUCCCACCCAUUCCGCCCUUUCUACCUCUUCUUCCUGCACCUUCACCCCCUCCCCAUCGCCCUCCACCAGCGCGACCCAG
Molecule: messenger RNA, 850 nt
Organism: Gloeophyllum trabeum ATCC 11539
Lineage: Eukaryota; Fungi; Basidiomycota; Agaricomycetes; Gloeophyllales; Gloeophyllaceae
Exons: 8
Coding region: 137-598 (153 amino acids)
Cellular component (GO): membrane
Source: RefSeq, a predicted model, not a curated record